AAACCUGAUUCCUUUGGUUUAAAUUAAAUAAGUAUUUGUAUUGGAAACAGACUCUAACAGAUCACUGUGACAGCUAUGGCUACUUUGACUACUGGGGGAAAGGAACACAAGUCACAGUAACUUCUGCCACUUCAAGUCGACCCACUGUGUUUCCCCUGAUGCCAUGUGGUUCUCAGAGCGGAGAUAUGAUCACUCUUGCCUGUCUUGCCACUGGCUUUAACCCUCCUGUGGUGACUUUCUCGUGGACAAAAAGUUCCUUCCUUUGGCCCUCUUCCUUGACAGACUUCAUCCAGUACCCUGCUGUACAGAAAGGGAAUGUUUAUACAGGAGUCAGUCAACUCCAAGUGAGGAGACAGGACUGGGAUGCAAGACAGACUUUUCAGUGUGCCGUAACGCAUGCUGCUGGGAAUGGACAAGCUUCUUUUCAAAAACCAUUGGUGUUUGAGCAGAAUCCAACUCUUAAAGUGAUUUCCUCUCCUGAUGUGGACAGUACCUAUACUGCCUCCUGCUUUGCCAAAGAGUUUGCACCAAAGAAACAUGACAUCAAAUGGCUGAAAAAUGGAGCAGACAUCACCAGCAAAAUAGAUCUGAUCAGUACAGUUUCUGAAUCAACAAAGGCAGAUGGAAAGAAAGUGUACAACGCAGCAAGUUUUCUCACAGUAAAUUCCAAUGAUGUGAAUGAAGAUACUGAAUUCACUUGUGUGUUUACGGGAGGCCAAAGUGGAUCUUUGAAUAAAAGUGACACAGACAACACACAAGUGGCGUUUAAGCAGAAUCCAACUCUUAAAGUGAUUUCCUCUCCUGAUGAGCACGGUACCUAUACUGCCUCCUGCUUUGCCAAAGAGUUUGCACCAAAGAAACAUGACAUCAAAUGGCUGAAAAAUGGAGCAGACAUCACCAGCAAAAUAGAUCUGAUCAGUACAGUUUCUGAAUUAACAAAGGCAGAUGGAAAGAAAGUGUACAACGCAGCAAGUUUUCUGACAGUAAAUUCCAAUGAUGUGAAUGAAGAUACUGAAUUCACUUGUGUGUUUACGGGAGGCCAAAGUGGAUCAUUGAAUAAAAGUGACAGAGAUGACACACAAGUGGCGUUUAAGCAGAAUCCAUCUCUUAAAGUUAUUACCUCUCCUGAUGAGCACGGUACCUAUUCUGCCUCCUGCUUUGCCAAAGAGUUUGCACCAAAGAAACAUGACAUCAAAUGGCUGAAAAAUGGAGCAGAAAUCACCAGCAAAAUAGAUCUGAUCAGUACAGUUACUGAAUCAACAAAGGCAGAUGGAAAGAAAGUGUACAACGCAGCAAGUUUUCUGACAGUAAAUUCCAAUGAUGUGAAUGAAGAUACUGAAUUCACUUGUGUGUUUACGGGAGGCCAAAGUGGAUCUCUAAAUAAAACUGACAGAGACAACACACAAGUGCAACAGAUUGUCUCGCCAAACAUCACAUUGUACCCAGUCUGGGAUGGGGAAUUUGGAAACUCAGCAGUAAGGCUCAUCUGCACAUUGAGUGACUUCUUUCCAGACAAACUUACUUUGAAGUGGGUACAGGAUCAACAACCACUGAAUCAAAACAACAAGGCAAGCACAAGGAAGCUACACAGUCCAGAGCAAGGGAAGAAAACCUUCAGCCUGAGCAGCGAACUCAGGCCAGAUAAGACAAUGUGGGCAGAAGGCUCAACUUUUACCUGCAUGGCUGAUCACAAUGGCGUUGAAUAUAACAGAACAAUAAACAUUUGUCACACUCUUUCAAGCUCCCCUCCCUUCAUUCAUGUGGAGAUUCCCAGCUUCAAGACAGUAAUGACCUCAGAUACUAACGUUCAAGCAACGUGUUUGGUCUACACUGACUUUAAUGCAACACUCACCUGGCUGAUUGAUGGGAAAGCCAUAAAGGAAAGAGUAGACAUAGAGAAAAACACAACUCAUAUAAACAGUAAUCUUAGAGUUCCCUCGACUCAAUGGAAGAAAGUGAAGCAUGUAACAUGCAAAGCAGAGCAUAAGUGCUUCACAUCUGCUGUGAAGACCAUAAAUAUUACAGGUUCUCCAGUUAAUACUCCACUGGUAGAGAUCAGGCGAUCCCUUCCAGAUCUCCUGAAUGGAGAAAGUGCAGUGUUCGAGUGUGUCAUCAAACAACUGUCCUCACGUGACCUCUACGUCACCUUACAAAUCAAUAAUGAAGAAAUAACUGAAAGAAAAUAUUAUAAUUUUGCUGAAGGCCCGGGCCUCCUUUCAAUCAGUAGUCAAUUCACUGUCCCUCAGAUGUACAGGAAGAAAGAUACAACAUUUACCUGCAAAGUGAACCAAGGCUUUUCUGAAAUUUUUCAGUCAAGGUCCAUCAGCAAUAUUUUUGUGGACCCAUCCAUGGAGCUUCUUCUGGUCCCCAGUAAAGGUUCAGGAUCACAGACUCUUUCAUGUUCUGGAUGGGGAUUCAACCCUAACAUUACAUGGUUGUCUGAGUCUCAGCAAAGAUCUCCAUCAACCAGUGAUAUCAGCAUGGGUGUAGAUGGAUGUGCCCGAGUGACCAGUCAACUUGUAAUUAAUGAUUCUGAGUGGAAAACAGGGAAGAUCUUCACUUGUGAAGUGUCUGACAGGUCUCUGAACAAAAUGGUCAAGAAGGAAAUCAGCCUCUGCUCGGCUCUUUCAAGCUCCCCUCCCUUCGUUCAUGUGGAGAUUCCCAGCUUCAAGACAGUAAUGACGUCAAAUGAGGUGCAAGUAACAUGUUUGGUCCACACUGACUUUAAUGCAACAAUCACCUGGCUGAUUGAUGGGAAAGCCACGAAGGAAAGAGUAGACAUAGAGAAAAACACAACUCAUAUAAACAGUAAUCUUAGAGUUCCCUCGACUCAAUGGAAGAAAGCGAAGCAUGUAACAUGCAAAGCAGAGCAUAAGUGCUUCACAUCUGCUGUGAAGACCAUAAAUAUUGCAGGUUCUCCAGUUAAUACUCCACUGGUAGAGAUCAGGCGAUCCCUUCCAGAUCUCCUGAAUGGAGAAAGUGCAGUGUUCGAGUGUGUCAUCAAACAACUGUCCUCACGUGACCUCUACGUCACCUUACAAGUCAAUAAUGAAGAAAUAACUGAAAAAAAAUAUUAUAAUUUUGCUGAAGGCCCGGGCCUCCUUUCAAUCAGUAGUCAAUUCACUGUCCCUCAGAUGUACAGGAAGAAAGACACAACAUUUACCUGCAAAGUGAACCAAGGCUUUUCUGAAACUUUUCAGUCAAGGUCCAUCAGCAAUAUUUUUGUGGACCCAUCCAUCGAGCUUCUUCUGGUCCCCAGUAAAGGUUCAGGACCACAGACUCUUUCAUGCUCUGGAUCAGGCUUCAACCCUCAAAUUACAUGGUUGUCUGAGUCUGAGCAAAUAUCUCCAUCAACCAGUAAUAUCAGCAUGGGUGUAGAUGGACAUGCUAGAGUGACCAGUCAACUUAUAAUUAAUGGUUCUAAAUGGAAAACAGGGAAGAUCUUCACUUGUGAAGUGUCUGACAGGUCUCUGAACAAAAGUGUCACAAAAAAUAUCAGUAAAUGUUCAGUAACUCCAUCAUCAUCACACCCAGUUGGGGUUUAUGUCCAGGGACCACCAGCACAGCUAAUUGAGAACAAAGGACAAUUGACUAUUACCUGUCUUCUGGUCGGCCCUAAUCUUAAUGAUUUCUCCAUCACCUGGAGAGUAGGUGGCAACAAAAUUCCUGACCAUGAUGUCCUAACUAAUCCCCCAGUGAGUCACAGCAAUGGGACAGAGACUCAACAGAGCUUCCUUAAUGUGUCAGCAGAGGAUUGGGAUGCACAUAAAAACAUUUCUUGUGAAGGAAAACAUCCAUGCUCCAAUCAGGGGAAUGAAGACCAUAUAAGCAAAAGCAGAGACCCCCUUGUGCCAACAGUGAAGAUAAUGCAACCAACUGCCUCUGAACUUUCUAAGUCUGACAUCCUAACACUUGUUUGCCUAGUGUCUGGAUUUUUCCCUGCUAACAUCAUAGUGUACUGGGAAGAAGAUGGCCAGACUCUCCCAUCCUCGCAUUAUGUUAACAGUCCUCCAUGGAAAUACUCAGGGAGCAGCUCUUACUCUGUGAGCAGCAGACUAAACAUAUCCAAAACUGAAGACAAAAGGUCUAUGUAUUCUUGUGUUGUCAAACAUGAGUCAUCUGAAGUGCCCGCUGAAGCUACUAUAACUGAUGUGUUUGCCUCAGUGAUCUACAGCCAGCCAUCAGCCUACUUGUUUCAGGGCUCUAAUGAACUUGUGUGCCUGGUCUUUGGCUUCAGCCCUGUUUCCAUUAACAUCACUUGGUUUCAAAAUGGAGGCACAGAACAGCUGAACUACAACACUAGUGCGCCCCACAGAGGCCCAGAUGGAAAGUUCAGUGUCCAGAGCCACCUUUACCUGUCCCAAGAAAUAUUCUUACCUGGGGUGGUCUUCACCUGCAGGGUGAUCCAUGCCAACACCACCCUGUCCCUGAAUAUAUCGAAACCAGAUACGCUGAAAUAUUGUAAUAUAUUUGACAACAUUGUGCAUGCUGAUGUGAAUGAAGACACAGCUGAGGAAAGCUGCAAUGUGGUUUUCACCCUCAUUGGUUUUUUCAUCAUCGCCACCAUAUAUGGUAUCAUAGUUACAUUGAUUAAGACUAAAUCAUGAUGUUCACAGGACGGUUCCUGUGUUAUGACUGAAAUAUGGAAAUUCUGGGGGUUUUAACAGCACCUGUCCUGACUAGUUUGAACAUGUAAUGCUUUGUUUUUCCAUUGUUAUUGAUGGCAUUGUUUAUGCUUUACAAUUUUUGCCAUUUGUGUUUUAGUUUUGUGCUAGAUGUGACAUGUAUGUAAGACA
This is a messenger RNA of Pelmatolapia mariae (spotted tilapia), 4796 nucleotides long. RefSeq lists its product as uncharacterized. Bases 159 to 4607 code for a protein of 1482 amino acids. The transcript has 17 exons. Lineage: Eukaryota; Metazoa; Chordata; Actinopteri; Cichliformes; Cichlidae. The record is from RefSeq and is a predicted model, not a curated record.